Tigriopus californicus is the source of this 1170-nucleotide messenger RNA. RefSeq lists its product as uncharacterized. The coding region runs from base 613 to 1170 and encodes 185 amino acids. The transcript is spliced from 3 exons. Lineage: Eukaryota; Metazoa; Arthropoda; Copepoda; Harpacticoida; Harpacticidae. The record is from RefSeq and is a predicted model, not a curated record.
AUAAUCGAGUCAAUAUCACCACUAAAUCGUUCACAACUUUCCCUAUUUUUUUUUUUUCAAAUCAUAAAUCUAUGGUUUAGACCUUUAUUACACAACGAGAGCCGACUAUUUUGCUAAGACUUCUUGUCUUCUUGUACAGUCCAUUCCUCUAACCCAGCACCAGUUUCGGCCUCCGAGUUCAAACCAAUACAGGAACCCUCGUCAAUUCUUGCCGGUGGGAUCGACGGUCGUUCCACUAUAUUGUUCCGCGUGUUCAUAUCUAGUAGUUCUACUCUUGAAGGCCUCCAUCGAUUUUUUGAUUCGGGCUUGCACUCGACUACGUACCGUGCAUGUAUUGGUUCUCGUGUCCACGUAAAUAGUACUCUUGACUGUCCUAUGUAUCUCCUUCAGUUUCAGUUUGUUUCAACUAAUCCACCCAGGCGCACCAAUUGACACUUUUUAAGCGUGUUCUAAUACCUUAUUUGAAUAAUUCUACAGUGUCCACCAAGAAACACAUGGGAACUCGUGCUCAAAGAAUUGAAAACCAUGCGUGAAAGGAAGACAAAAUUCUGAGUUAUUCAACUAGGCAAGAGAUCGAACAGAUUGGAAUAAGGUCAAAACAAUUUAUAUAUAAUGUUCUUCUUCAAGUAUUGGCCAGUGGUUGUUAUACCAAUACUUUACGUUGGUUUUUAUAUAAGUCUGAUCUACAUAAAAGGAGACAUUGUGUAUCGACCUUACGAGGAUUGCAAUUGUAUGAAAGAGGCAGCGGAAAAGAACCCAAAAAGUGGCCAACAAAAGCGACCUGACCAACAUUUAAUGGAAGAAAUCAAUGAGAGGAAUAAACGCUUCUUCAAGUAUAAAUCUCAGAUUGAGCAGCAAUCCAGCCAUGAUUACCCAAUGACCAAUGAAGAGAACUCCCAAUUGAAGAGAUCAAUUCAUGAUCCAAAUUCUAACCCAAUGGAACAAUUCUUGGUCAUGUCUCAAGAGGGCCAGAAUACAGGUGAAAGAUUGUACAGCGCUUUCAAGAUGCCUUACCUAUCGUUGGAUCAUCAAACGGAAAACCACAGUUCUGUGAUGAGACGUAACUGCCUCAAGUGGAGCUUAGUGUCAGGAAUAAUAAGCUGCACCCGAUGGAGAGAGCCUGAACUCGUGUACCACGUGAUCCCAACCCCUCCAUUUGGGUUUCUAUGA